This is a messenger RNA of Daucus carota subsp. sativus, 1790 nucleotides long. Its product is annotated as F-box protein At2g43440-like. The transcript is spliced from 2 exons. The record is from RefSeq and is a predicted model, not a curated record. Gene Ontology annotation, molecular function: protein binding. Lineage: Eukaryota; Viridiplantae; Streptophyta; Magnoliopsida; Apiales; Apiaceae. The coding region runs from base 398 to 1498 and encodes 366 amino acids.
AUAUUUUCAUAAAAAAAAUUGUAACCGAAAGAUCUUCUUCAAUUAAGUCAAAAAUAUAUACAUAUCCUCGGCGAGAGUCCGUGGCCAUAAUGUAUAAAGAGGCUUAUGUGUUGGCUCGCAAGGCGUAACAAGAAACAUAGAAAGACACACAAAUAGCGAUGCUUCAGAAAAAGGAACAUACGCUGUAUUUCUAAUUUCAUUUCUACUAUUUUGUAAACUGAUCUUCAUCGACGCACACAUACCCACUCUGAUCUUGAAACAUCUCAUCUGGGUUUGCGUGAAAAAGAUGCACAAAUCUCUUUUCUGAGGCAAAGAUAAUGAUUGUUCGGUAUGUGUUUGUUUUUAUGUCCCAGUGAAUAUUCAAUAUAGAAUUCUUGUUUCUAUGUGCCUCUUUUGAAUGACCCUCUUAAAUACCCAUCUCAAUAGAAACCCACCUCAAUAUAUGGCCAAGAAGAAGGUUGCAGUCUAUUUACCUGAAGAGCUUCUUUUUAAUAUUUUCUUGAGACUUGGAGUGAAAUCUUUGCUCCGAUGCAUGUCCGUUUGCAGGACAUGGCUAUCCGUAAUCUCGAGCACUCAUUUCAUUAAGUCUCAACUUCAGCUUGCCAUCAAGAACCCCACGCUACUCAUUAUUGAUUAUCGGGGUGGAUAUGCUGCAAGUCUUUCGAGUAGAAGAGGUUAUCAUAAUAACUUUCCCCGUGUUGUUCUGCCUUAUGAUUUGAAGAACUGUGAAGUUGUUAGUUGUUCUUACAAUGGCAUUAUCUGUUUAUGCGAUGAUAAAGAUGUUUUUUACCUCUGGAAUCCAUCAAUCAGGAAGUACAAGACACUCCCUCCUGCUCCCCCGCGAGAAUUGGCUGCUCGUGAUAACACAGGGUUUGGUUAUGAUUCUAUCUCUGAUGAUUACAAGAUCGUUAGGAUCGUGUAUGAAAGGUCUGAAGAUGAUAUGCCUACAGUGCAUUUGUAUUCCACAAAUGCUAAUUCCCGGAGACAGUUUCGGGAUCCUAUUGUGAAAUCGGUGCCUGGAGGCAAAACUAACACUGAUAUUGUUGUAAAUGGGGUACUGUAUUUUAAUGAUGGGGAUGGGCUGAUCUCAUUUGAUUUGCACAAAGAGGUGUUUGGACGAGUUACGCUUCCUGGUUUUUGGGAAACAAAGAGGUCAAAUGUCUUGGAUUUCGAAGGUUCUGUUGCUAUAGUCUUUGAACCUGAUGGUGAUGAACAAGGAAUAUAUCUAUGGACGUUGGAUGAUGUUUCUGGCCGGAUGCAGUGGACUAGAAACUUCAGGAUUCACGCUUAUUCCGAAUCGCGUUUGUGGCUAUAUUGUUAUUUGGGUGCAGGAGAUUUUUAUGGAAAAAUGGCAUCUUAUGAUUACUUCUUGCAUAAUAUCUUGUAUGACUAUAAAAGGGAAGAGACCGAAAUUUGUGGAGUUCGAGAAAAUGUGUGUGCAACUCUAAAAUACACACAGACACUUGUUUCACCAAAUGGUUUUGAACGAGUGUACUAAUUACCAACUAAAUCAUUUCAUGGAAGAAACAAUCUAGAGGAAAAUACAUUGACCAGAAGCUAAACUGCAGCAUGUCAACUGAGUGUCAUUAGUAGCAGAACUGUUGCAAUUUUUUGUUUGUUGUAUGCUUCACCAAUAGCCUAUUAGCAAAGUAUAUUCAAGGCAUUUGAAAUACUUGCCAUUGUCUUGGAUGGAUUUGUUGCUUAUUACCAAUCUACCAUCUGUGGAUGGUUGGGGUUUGUGUGAUGAUAGACAAGUAAAAGUUUUUUGUAUGAAAGGGAUAUUUUGUUUA